Messenger RNA from Cuscuta epithymum, 1726 nucleotides. NCBI's taxonomy places the organism in Eukaryota, Viridiplantae, Streptophyta, Magnoliopsida, Solanales, Convolvulaceae. The record is from the annotation of a GenBank genome assembly.
CAAAAACGGAGCUCUCUUUUCUUAAUCUCCAAUUGAACAAUUUGAACAAGAUCUCCUACAAAAAUUCUAGAAACUGCAAAUUUUUAGAUAGCUAAACAUGUUCAACUGAGAAAGCAGUGGAGAUGGAAUUGAACUUAGUUUAAAAAAGAAGGGCUUUGGCGUAAUUUACAUCUAACUUUCAAACCUUUUAUUUUACAUAUUUUUCGCGAAAUCUCUUGUUCGCCGCUUCAGUUGGCCGCCGCCGCAAGCCCGGAGUCGCCGCAAUCGGAGCAAAAAUGCUGGAGGCGAAGAGCUUGAAGAAGGCCAUUGUUCCGUCCAGCUUGUUCGAACACCCCUCUCCUGGAAGCCUCCAGCCCACUCGUCUCGCACUCCAUGUCAACGGUAGCGACGAUGAAACUUGCUGGGUUUAUAUUGCUUCUGGUUCUUGCGUUUACAGACUCCUUAUUUCAACAAAGAAUUCAUCAGUCAGUCAAGGAAAGCAGGGGCUCCUAAUUCCUGAGCAAACUAAGGUUCUGGAAUCUGCUGUUGUCAAUAGAUGUCCCCAUCGCAUGGAAAUACAAACAUUAGUGCUUGCAGAAAUUGAUAACAAUGGUUUCUCGGCUUUAGGAAGUGUAGACUCAUACGGACAUGUUUUAGUUUCCAAACUUAAAACACGUGGUGAAGAUGUAGAUAGUGUGACCUUUUCAAUCUCUCCUCGGGAUUGUGGUGUUGGAGAAGGUAGUUGGGCUGGUCUAUGCUUCAAUCCAACCCAGUGGUCCAUGGCAGCUGUUGCACACAGUUUUGGGAAGAGCAUUGAUGUGUAUGACCAUGAUAUUCAUCUUCGCACUUUACGCACAUUGUGGUACCCAACUUCACUGACUUUUAUGCAAAAUCUGAGUGGUCAAGGCGAAUGCUCCACGCUAGCCCUCACAGAAGGGUGCCAGCUUAGCAUAUGGGACUUACGAAUGAGAGAAAACGGAGGGUGUGUGCAUAGAAUUUUUGGGUCAGUGGGAGAUAUUUUAUAUUCAGUCUGUGAGUCUUCGAAUGGAAGUAUUGCAGUUGGUGGAGCUGAUCGCACUGUUUCUGUCUACGACCCUCGCAGAUGGUCGACAGUGUCAAGAUGGAUGAACUGCUCAAAAUAUGAGAUCACAAGACUUGCUUUCUCUUCAUUUGAUUCAGAUUACAUUUAUGUGCAAGGAGUUGAUUAUGAGGUUGUGUGUGGACAUUGGAGCGAUGGAAAGAAAGGUUUUUCAUUUAGAGGCGAUUCAAACUGGCUUGGAUUCAACAAGUGCUGUGACAGGGACCUCGUCGGAGGAUGGUGUGAUUCUGGGAGCUUGUUUCUGGCUGAUGUUAUCUUAAGCAGCAAGGAAGAAGAUCGAGAAGAAUAAGAAGACAUUGUAAUGGAUGCUUUUGAAGAACCAUUGAGGCGAGGGAUGGGGAUCCUUUGCCGUGCCGCAGAGAACCUUGCUGCAAGGGAGCCGUCGGAUGUGGAAGGUCACGCCUCGAGAUUCGGACUUCGAAAUCUUUGACCGUCAAAAUAUUGAUCGGGCGGUGCUGAGAAGCCGGGCAGAGUGCCUUACUUCGAAGUAAGGCGGACACCCCGGAUCCGUAUAAAAGGAUGUUAAUUGUUAAAUGUCAACACAUUAUUAUGCACACAAUUAAAAUCACACUUUGAACUUCAGUGAUGCAUUCGUUUUAAAACAAAAUGAAUAUAUAAUCAUCAAGUAAAAGUUGAACCAUGAUGCAA